Messenger RNA from Girardinichthys multiradiatus, 2185 nucleotides. RefSeq names its product churchill domain containing 1 (gene churc1). Gene Ontology annotation, molecular function: zinc ion binding. The transcript is spliced from 4 exons. Lineage: Eukaryota; Metazoa; Chordata; Actinopteri; Cyprinodontiformes; Goodeidae. Gene Ontology annotation, biological process: multicellular organism development; positive regulation of DNA-templated transcription; fibroblast growth factor receptor signaling pathway. The record is from RefSeq and is a predicted model, not a curated record. Bases 147 to 503 code for a protein of 118 amino acids.
UGUUGGCACGAUGUUCUCACAUUGGGUGUUCUAUAGAUCUAAUUAAUGUGUUCCUGCGGAAGAGGAGAUACUCCGACAAAAAUAAUUAGCUAAAUGUUAGCUGCUUCAGGUGUCUUGUUGUACAACAACAUUUUCUGUCCUAUUUGAUGACAUUUUCGGUCAGAAUGUGCAACGGUUGUGUCCAUAAAGAGUACCCGGACCGGGGCAACACUUGUCUGGAGAACGGCUCUUACUUGAUGAACUAUCUGGGCUGUGCGAACUGCCAUCAGAGAGACUUCGUGCUGAUCAGCAACAAGGCCACGGAGGAUGAUGAUGGGGAGGAAAUUGUCACAUAUGACCAUGUUUGCAAAAACUGCGACCACGUCAUCGCCAGACACGAGUACACUUUCUCUGUUGUAGACGAAUAUCAGGAAUACACUAUGCUCUGCAUGCUGUGUGGAAAGGCAGAGGACGCCAUCAGCGUGUUACCAGAUGACCCCAGACAGUCUGCACCUCUCUUCUAAACCUCAUUAGACACAGAAAACUGCAGUUUUUAGAUUAUCACGAGCAUGGCUGCCCUUUUAAAAGCUGCAACUGCCCAGCCUCACCGAUUGAAAGUUAGGCCUCUGAAAUACCACACCAGGCUUUAUUGCUUGCUUUUAAAUAGUUUUGAACUGCUCUUUGUUAUGAUAUUGGCAGGACAGUACUUUUUACAAAACUUUAUAAUGCAAAAAAAAAAAAAAGAAAAAAUCCUGUUUUUUAUUUGACAGUAGUCUGUAAAUAUUUUUGUACUGUUGCUUCUGUUACAACAUCCAAAGGAUGUGCUGCUGCUUUUUCCCCACAGGGCCUGGGACAGUUUUGAUUCAAAAGAAACCUUGUAAUGAAAACUGCUUGCCCAAUUUUAACAUUUGAUUAAGUAUUUAAAAAAAAUUUAAAACAGAAGUUACUUUUUAAAGUACUAAAUAAAGGUGAAUUUCAAUAAAUCAUUGAAAAGUUUAUUUCAGUAAUUCAAUACAAAAACAAAAUUCAUAUAGAUUCAUCACACUAUUUUAAGCAUCUAAUCCCGUUCUGUGAUGGUUAUGGCUUACAGCUAAUAAAAAACCCAAAUUCUGUCUUCCUGAAAGUGAGAUUAGUACAAAUAACCAAUAAAAAUCCAAUUAAAAGAUAUAAUCAAAGAUUAGUGGAAAGUUGAGUGGAAGCAAAACAUCUAGAAUUAAAAUUUACACAAGGUAACCACAGCCUUGAGAAGAUUGUGAAGAAAAGUCGAAGAGUUUGAGGGAGAUUCACAAGGUGUGGACUGCAGCUGGAGUCAGUGCUUUAGGAGGCAGCCCCCACAGACGGAUGCCAGACAUGGGUUACAUCUGUUGUAUCCCUUGGAUUAGGCCCCUCCUGAACUAGAAACAUCAGCAGCUUCUUACAUGGCUAAAGAGAAGCAGAACUGGACUGUGACUCAGUGGACCAAAGUCCUCUUUUCAGAUGAAAGUAAAGUUUGCAUUUCAUUUGAAAAUCGAGUCUCAGAGUCUGAAGGGAUAAGAGCCUCAGCGGAUCUACAGGCUCAUCGCUUCCACCAGCCUCUGGUAUCACAACUGGACAUGCUUGGGCAAACAUUUCUCUGCUAAAAAUUUCAAUUGUUCUGUAAGAUCUAAAAUCACAAGAAACUCUGAAACUUUGUGUUUCAUUAACUAAAAGUUAUAAUCCUCAAACUGAAAAGAAACAUGCAAUAUGUCACAAAUUUAAGUUUCCUUUUUUGAAUUGAAUUACUGAAAAACAUUUUUAAAUAAUUUUCUAAGUGAUUAGAUGCACUUUUAUAAACCAAUCUGUUAUCUGUAAAAUAAUUUUCCCCAAAAAUUGACCAUAAAUUAAAAAACAAUGUGCUGCAGGUUCAUUGAUGGAGGUAGUUUUGAAUUGGAACAGAAAAUAAAGGUCUUUAAAGAAUCACAAUUUAUGCAUCAAAGCAAAUGAUAAUUUCUUACUAAAUUCAAAUCCAUCAAAACACAUGCUUUUAGCUGAUGCAUUUGCAGACUAAAAAAAGUGGGAAUUGUACCUUUUGAUGCAUUAUAUGAACAGGGUAAUAAAAUAAGCAGGAUCCAUCAGUAUUUGAGCUUCCAAUCAAUGAUCAGAGUCAACCGUGGGAAAACCGCAAGAUUUUAAUUACUUCUAAGGAUUGAAUACCAAUUAUAUUAAAUAUAUAAUGUAUAAGGUAAAA